This is a messenger RNA of Linum trigynum, 1776 nucleotides long. The record is from the annotation of a GenBank genome assembly. Lineage: Eukaryota; Viridiplantae; Streptophyta; Magnoliopsida; Malpighiales; Linaceae.
UUAUAUAUUUGCCCUAUUUUUUAUAAUAUUAGGAAAAUAAAAGGUAGUUGCUCGACCGGUCGACCGGCAUGAUUUUGGAUUGAAUUUGAUUGAUUUUACCAUUUCCCUUUCCGAGCGGGAAAAGUACAAAUGAAGAAGGCAAUAGCCAAAUUGAUUUUGAAGAUUCCAAUUCCCAGUCACAUUCGUUCACCAUUUGGCGAGAGAGGACCGUUCCGUUCCGUUCCCUUCCCUUCCGUUGGCGUUGAGCGUUCAAAGACUAAAGUCCAAUUGUGAAAGCACAUUCUUGAGUUGACUGAGUGACUGUUGCCUCCUCGCCUACAUAAUCUCCAUGGAUUUGGCCUUCCUCCUUCCUCACCAUUCCUUCCAAUCUUGUUUACAAUAGGCUCCAAAACAGUCUGCUGCAACCGCCACUUUCCUCAGUCCCCACUCUUUGAUUCUCUGCCGUCGGGGAAUGAUGGCGCAGGCCAGUCGCUUCUUUGAGCUGAACACCGGAGCUAAGAUCCCUUCGAUCGGUCUCGGGACUUGGCAAGCUGCUCCUGGCGUCGUCGGCGAUACCGUCACCACCGCCAUUAAGGUUGGAUACAGGCACAUUGAUUGUGCGCAGGCCUACGCUAACGAGAAGGAGAUUGGCUCUGCGCUUCAGAAGCUGUUUGCUGAUGGAGUCGUCAAGCGUGAUGAGGUGUGGAUCACUUCUAAGCUCUGGUGUGCUGAUCAUGCUCCUGAAGAUGUGCCAGAGGCAUUAAAUAGGACUCUGAGGGAUUUGCAGCUUGACUAUGUGGAUCUCUAUCUAAUUCAUUGGCCUGUGAGGAUGAAGAAGGGCUCCGUGGGGUUCAAGACUGAAAACCUUGAAACCCCUGACAUACCUAGUACAUGGAAAGCUAUGGAGGCCCUCUAUUAUUCAGGCAAAGCUAAGGCCAUUGGAGUCAGUAACUUUUCAUCGAAGAAGCUCGGAGAUUUGCUAGCAGUAGCUCGUGUUCCCCCUUCUGUUAACCAAGUUGAAUGUCAUCCCGUAUGGCAGCAGCCAAAGCUCCACGAGUUCUGCAAGUCCAAGGGCAUUCAUCUCUCGGGCUAUUCGCCACUGGGCUCUCCGGGAAGUAUUAAGACCGAGGUUCUGAAGAAUCCGGUUCUCAACACAGUUGCAGAAAAAUUAGGGAAGACCCCUGCCCAAGUAGCCCUGCGAUGGGGAAUACAAGCGGGGCACAGUGUGCUGCCAAAGAGCACAAACGAGAACAGGAUCAAGGAGAACUUUGAUGUUCUGGACUGGUCCAUCCCUGAUGAUUUGCUUCCCAAAUUUGCUGAAAUUGAGCAGGAAAGGCUGAUUAAAGGUUCAGUCUUUGUGAGUGAGAGUUAUGGCGCGUAUAAGUCUGUGGAACAACUUUGGGAUGGUGAACUGUGAGAACAUAUAGAUCGCUGGGCUUCCUGUUGAAUACUCUUGGGUCUUGUACUGCUUAGUUUUUGUGCUAUCCAGGGGGUGUUAAUAGGGGGUGUUAAAACGGUGUGGUUACCGUGGUAACCAUUUUAACCAGUAGUAUUUGGCUAAUUUGGUUUGGUUAAUUUCUAUAAUUGAUUUGGUUUGGUUAAAAAAUUUAGCUUGUUUGGUUUAGGUGGUUUGGUUUGGUUUCUGACACUCCUAACCAAUCAAACCAAAUUAACCAGUUAAGUAAUUUGCCAUAUAUAUAAUAUAUAUUGUAUACACAUACUUAAUACUUUUGAUAGAACUCACGUCAGAGCGCUACCGAUUGAUUUGGGGAAUUAGGAUAAACUAGGGAUUGAUAU